Messenger RNA from Entrophospora sp. SA101, 372 nucleotides. NCBI's taxonomy places the organism in Eukaryota, Fungi, Glomeromycota, Glomeromycetes, Entrophosporales, Entrophosporaceae. The record is from the annotation of a GenBank genome assembly.
AUGACUAUUUUAGUCAAUUAUUUAUUAAACCUAAGAGAAAGAUCAGAAAGCUCUGUCUUCCCAUUCACUGAAUCUGAAAGUGAAAUAACACCAAACACUGUCAAUGCAACAUUUUCAAAUGGUGAUGAAAUACCCAUAAAAGUGCCUACUGAAAGAUUCAUAAAGAAAUUAGUAAAGAAGUAUAAGAAGCAAGAACACAUAAACUCUGACAACGCAUUCUAUUUGUUCUUAUUAACUUUACAAAAUAAAAUUGAACAUGAUCACAAUUACAAAGAACUUCGUUCUCAAUUUAUGAAAGAAAUUGCUUUAGUCGCUUCUAUAACUUGGAGGAAUUGUCCUAUAUAUUAUAAACAAGCUUUUAUUAACGUCUAG